This is a messenger RNA of Myripristis murdjan (pinecone soldierfish), 2244 nucleotides long. It is a transcript of the gene gins3, whose product is annotated as GINS complex subunit 3. The transcript has 3 exons. Bases 290 to 925 code for a protein of 211 amino acids. Gene Ontology annotation, cellular component: GINS complex. Gene Ontology annotation, biological process: mitotic DNA replication initiation. NCBI's taxonomy places the organism in Eukaryota, Metazoa, Chordata, Actinopteri, Holocentriformes, Holocentridae. The record is from RefSeq and is a predicted model, not a curated record.
UGAAAUUGGGUCAAACUUUGUAAUUCGGCAUUUAUGUCGGCUGGAUGAAUAUUUACCAUAUAGAAUCAAUACGUUAACCAUCAAAUCGAUGUUACAUAUAUCAUGUUCACAGUAAACAAUGACAUUUUACAUGAUUUUUUUUUUAAUAACUCGGAAGUGACGUAUGAUGUGUCGCGCUCCACAGUCGAGCUGCGAUUGGCGCACAAGCCCUGGCGCCAAAAUAAUGCGGAAGUGGUGUGUUUGAGGCAGUAAACACAGCAGCAGCCGCUCCUGACGCACCUGGCGGCGGAUGGAUUCCCAGGCGUACCUCCCUGUGCCUCCCGGAGUGGGGAUGGAGGAAAACUUCUUCUCCCUCGAUGAUAUUUUGCUGUCUCAUGAGAGACUCUCCUGCCGGACGGAGUGCGCCUUUCCCCGGCUGGGCUUCCUGGAGAAGUCCGGGGACACACGGGACAUCGCCGAGGGUACAAAGAUGGAGCUUCCCCUGUGGCUGGCCAAGGGUCUGUACGAGAGGAAGAGGAGGGUGGUGUCGGUCGAAGUGCCCAAGGUGUACAGAGAGGGCUGGAGGACCGUGUUCAGUGCCGAUCCCACCGUGGUGGACCUCCAGAAGAUGGGACCAUACUACUACGGCCUGGGGUCCCAGAUGCUGCACUUUGACAGCCCAGAAAACCCAGAUGUUGCCCAGUCAUUGCUGCAGACGUUCAUCGGUCGGUUCAGGCGGACCAUGGACUCCUCCCAGAACGCCUACAACGAGGACACGUCCGUGCUGGUGGAGCGUCUGGACUGCCUGGAGAGGGCGCUGUUCAGGUCGGGGCAGAGCGGUCUCAACGGCUUCCAGAGCUGGGAGAAGGGUCGGGCCUCGCACCUCACCGCCUCCACUCUGGUCCUCAACUACCGCAAGAGGAAGAUGGCCGACACUCAGCCCUGAGCUGCCGAGCGCCACGGGAGGCUCUCUGGGAAAACCCCCCGACCGCCGCUUCCCUCUCACGACCUCGAUCGCUCCGCCUCACACACCGACUCACUGGCUUCAUCGUCCUCCACAGACCGAUCCUUCCUCUGCCUCCAAGAUGAGCUUCAGGGGCCGCGCCAGGCGUGCCGAUUAGAAAUUCAUGCUGUAUUUAUUUUGUCACCUCUGAGUCGUUUUAUGAGCUGGAAGAGACAAGAUGUACAGAUUUCUGUUUGCUCGGACACAGGAGAGCUGUUCUCCCUCUGAAGCCAUGACCUGGUAGACAAACACAAAAUGCCUCUGAGUUGUCUUCAUGUCUUUACAGUGCACAGCCUGGCCACAGCACGCAGAGUUUUGCAUUACAAACCCAGGCACAUCAGUGAGCAGGCUCUCAGAUUAACACCAGCUGCUGCCCGAUAACAGAUUCCCGUAUAGUUUACUAUCACUCUUGAAUGUGAACCAGUCAGAUUCUGAGACAAACUGACGCCUCUGUAGCAGCUGGCUGCCUGUCGCUCAACGCAGCAGCGUCUCAGCUCCUGCAAACACUUCCUCCUGUCGCUCCCCGGUGGUUAACUAGCGCGCCAGUUAAGGCUGGAUAUCACUUCAAAACGCUCUCUUCUCAUUUGAAUUCAUUUGCACCUCAUGAUGAAGAACAAUCUUGACCCUUUUCAUAAGUGAGUGAGCACAUUCUAAAUGGACACAGGUCCUGAUUCUGUGCAUCAAACAGCGCUGGAAGCAGAUAGGGCUACAAAUUUCUGCUGAAAAAGUAAAUUUUGGACGCCACUGUUGAGAUGCAUGAUUGCACUCUGAAACCCUGCAAACCAGAGGGAAGUGUGGCAGAGCUUUAAUGUCAUUACAGCCGUUUUUCCCUUGUAAAAGAUCCAUCGGCAAAUUGAGUUUCCAAAUAUUGCACUCAUAACGGGGGCGCACUGAUGUCAGUAUUUCACUGUUGUAAUUUUAUCUGUCAUCCACUAUCAAUGUAGGUGCCAAUCUGAUCUAUUAAAGUGACAGGAAAGCAGGAGGUAUCAGUGCCCUGCUGGACUGUUUGAGGGUCCGUCCUGCUGGAGACACGGAGCAGCUCCAUCACUCCCAAACUGUGGCGGCAUCACUUCAGUUUGCUUUUUGUCUGUCUGCCCGUCUGUGACCUUGUGAAACACCUCAGCAUAUUUUCAUUCACAUAAACACAAACCCAAUUUUCCAAACCUCUGUUAUUAAAGAAAAGCUUUUAUUAAGCUACACACAUGAAUUUAGUUUUAUGGUGUGCAACUAUUAAAAUAUUCAAAUAAAAGUGUUAAAAUACA